Chaetomium strumarium is the source of this 1890-nucleotide messenger RNA. RefSeq names its product major facilitator superfamily domain-containing protein. Gene Ontology annotation, molecular function: transmembrane transporter activity. The record is from RefSeq and is a predicted model, not a curated record. Gene Ontology annotation, cellular component: plasma membrane. Bases 1 to 1890 code for a protein of 629 amino acids. Gene Ontology annotation, biological process: transmembrane transport. NCBI's taxonomy places the organism in Eukaryota, Fungi, Ascomycota, Sordariomycetes, Sordariales, Chaetomiaceae. The transcript is spliced from 4 exons.
AUGGCAGACCUGGAGAAACAGGAGCAGUCUGUCCAUCCCGUCCCGAGGAAUAACGAGGGCCCGCACGACGUUUCAUCCUCGACACCAGACAACAACCUCACAAAUAAAGAGGACUCCAGCAGCCAUUCCGACUCCUCCUCGUCGACAGACGCAGACCCCCUUUCCCCGCUGGAACAGGCCCUGAGUCGACCCAUCUCGGCAGCUGCCAUCGAGCUCGAGAUCGAAACCGCACCACUACCAGACGACGACGACGAUGACGACAACGACCAUGCUAACUCGGAGGGUGGCCAUGACGGCCCCGCCAACAACCUCGACCUCACGCGCACGCGCACGUCCCUCGCCUCAGUUGCCUCUCGCCUCCCCGAGUUUGAAGUCACCUUCGAGCCAGACGAUCCCGAGAAUCCAAAGAAUUGGCCGCUGUGGUACAGAGCCUACACCAUCCUGACGGUCUCGUACGCCACCUGGGUCGUCGUGCUGUACUCGACAAGCUACACGGCCGCCAUCCCGGGCGUCAUGGCCGAGUUUGGCGUGUCCAGCCGGCCCGUGGCCACCCUGGGGCUGACGACGUACCUGCUGGGACUGGCCGCGGGGAGCGUCGUGGUUGCGCCCAUGAGCGAGCUGUACGGCCGCCGCGUGGUGUACCUGGUCUGUCUGGGCUGCUUUGUGGUGCUCAUUGUGCCCGUCGCGCUGGCGAGGAGCUUGGCGGCGACGAUUGUUGUGAGGUUUGUUGGCGCGGUGUUUGGCGCAGCCAUGAUCUCCAACAGCCCCGGCACGGUGGUCGACAUCGCCCAGGACGAGUACAUUGCGCUGUGCAUGUCGUUCUUCAGCAUCGCCCCGCUGAACGGGCCCGUGACGGGGCCGCUGAUCGGCGGGUUUGUGUACGAGGACCUCGGGUGGCGGUGGGAGAACUGGCUGGCCAUGAUCCUGGCCGGUCUGGCCGUCGUCAUGCUCGCCAUGGUCAAGGAGACGUAUGCGCCGGCGUUGCUGAAGAAGAAGGCGGCCCGCAUGCGCAGGGAGACGGGCGACGAGCGGUGGUGGUGCCGUCACGACCAGCGCAUCUCUACGCUCGCCCUGCUCAGAAUCAACCUCAGCCGGCCGUUUGUGCUCGCCGCGACGGAGCCGAUCCUCUGGUUCUUCAACAUCUGGAUCUCAGUCAUCUACGGCAUCCUCUACCUCUGCUUCGUGGCCUACCCGAUCGUCUUCACCCAGCACCGCGGCUGGUCCGUCGGCAUGUCCGGGCUGGCUUUCCUCGGCAUCGGCGUCGGCACGCUGAUCGCCAUCGCGAUGGAGCCCGUCUGGCGGCGACUGAUCAACUCGUCACCCAAGAAGGACCCCGAGACGGGACGGGCGGCGCCCGAGGCCACGGCGCUGGUCAUGUGCAUCGGCGCCGUGCUCACGCCGAUCGGGCAGCUGGUGUUCAGCUGGACGUGUCUGCCCGCGUCCAUCCACCCGGCCGUGCCCAUCGCGUUUGGCAUCCCUUUCGGCAUGGGCAACACGCUGUCGUUCAUCUACGGCUCCAACUACCUCGCCGGCGCCUAUGGCAUCUACGCCGCGUCGGCCCUGGCCGGCAACGCCGUCAUGCGGUCCGUGUUUGGCGCCGCGCUGCCGCUCGCGGGGCCGGCCAUGUACGACGCCAUGACGCCACAGUGGGCAGGCACCUUCCUCGGCUUGCUGGAGGUGCUGCUGAUUCCGAUCCCCUUUGCCUUCUACCGCUACGGCGACCGGAUCCGGGAUAAGAGCAGGGUGAUUCGCCAGAUGCGGGAGGACAAGGCCAAGAGCGAGCGGCGACAGGCCAAGUGGUUGGCGAGGAAACAGCGGGCUCAGAAGAGGGAGAAAGGUGUCAGCGCCGUGGUUGUAGAGAAAGGGGCAUCGCAAGGGCAGCAGGAAUAG